AUGGGUCAGGGCUUUUCCCUCACUACGCUUUCAGCUGGCUCGGCCAAUAUCGAUGUGCCGGAGCUGGCUGAUCUGCAAUAUGAGAAGUCACUGGGAGCCGCGCGUUUCAUGAAAGCCGUUAGGGCACGGCACAAAGACGGCCUCGUUGUAGCACGCGUCGUCAUGAAGCCGUACGCUCAGUUCGACUUUCAGGCUUAUGUGAAGCGUUUGCUCCAUGAACGCAAAGUGCUCGCUGAUGUUCCAAAUGCUGUGGCAUACCAUCGCGUUAUUGAGACUGCGGCUUGUGGCUACUUGGUCCGCCAAUACGUACACAGCUCGUUGUAUGAUCGGCUGAGCACUCGUCCAUUCCUAGAGGAAAUCGAGAAGAAGUGGCUCUCUUUCCAGCUACUUUGUGCCGUGCGGGAUUGCCAUGCUAGGCACAUCUUUCAUGGUGAUAUCAAAACCGAAAAUGUCCUGGUCACCUCAUGGAACUGGCUGUACCUUGCCGACUUUUCAUCGUCAUACAAGCCAGCACAUCUUCCGGAAGACAACCCUGCCGACUUUUCCUUCUAUUUUGAUCUGUCUGGUCGUCGGACCUGCUACCUUGCCCCCGAAAGAUUCUUGGCUGCUGGACAGCAACCAGAAGGCGAAGGAGUUGUGAACUGGGCCAUGGACAUUUUUAGUGUUGGCUGCGUCAUUGCUGAACUCUUUCUCGAAGCCCCAAUAUUCUCAUUGAGCCAGCUGUUCAAGUACCGUCAAGGCGAAUACAACCCAGAGCAUUCUCACCUAAACAAGAUCCAGGACGCAAAUAUACGGGAGUUGAUUAUGCACAUGAUCCAAGUCGACCCGAAUUCGAGAAUGUCUGCCGACGACUACCUCACACACUGGAAAGACAAGGUGUUCCCAAGCUAUUUUUAUGGGUUCCUACAGCAGUAUAUGUACUCAAUCACCGACCCAUCAUCCGGUCGGAAGCCUGUUACCACCGGCGCUGAGCAUCUUGGAGAGCCAGACGAACGAAUAGAGCAGAUUUACAAUGAUUACGACAAGAUCUCCCACUUGCUGUCCAGUAACGGAGGGAAAGAGCUGUCGAGACCGCAUCAUUCACCCCCCAAUCCUAACGCGCGGCUGUUUCCGCUUUUCGUCAACAUUCCGAACUAUCAACACCAAGCCUCACCUACUCAAAGCCUAGCUAUCGACGAUGGAAACUUGAUCUUCCUAACCAUUGUCGUCUCCUGUCUGAGGGGUACAGCAAGAGCCACGGCACGUGUUCGAGGACUGGAACUUCUCAUGGCUUUUUCAGAACGCCUGACCGACGAAGCAAAACUGGACCGCGUGGUCCCUUACGUGUCUCAGUUACUGACCGACAAAUCUGAACAAGUAAAAAUCGCUGCUUUGCGCACAUUGACACAGAUCUUGGCGAUGGUGCAGGUUGUCUCCCCAAUCAAUGCAUACAUCUUCCCUGAAUAUGUUCUGCCACGGCUGGAAGCCUAUCUCCCAGAUUCUUCAACCACAAUCAGCCCUCUUGUCCGAAUGCAGUAUGCCUUUUGCAUCGGUACUCUGGCGACAACUGCAGCAAGGUAUCUCGACAUGAUUCAGGCGCUGCGAGCUGAGGGGUCUUUACCGGCAGCGGAUCCAGAGACUGAAGACGACCUGUCUUCGUCCGCGCAUCGAAACCAAUUUGACUCAGAUCGUCGUAUCUUACUUGAAUCAUUUGAGAAGCAUACAAAGGCCCUUCUCACAGACUCGGAUGCUUCUGUCCGUCGGGCUAUGCUUCGUUCUGUUUCCGAUCUGUGCGUGUUCUUCGGCAGUCCGAGAGCGAAUGAUGUUGUUCUUAGUCACUUGAACACGUAUUUAAAUGAUCUAGAUUGGAUGCUUAAAUGCGCCUUCUUCGAAGCCAUCGUCGGAGUAGCCGUGUUUGUUGGUGGCGCCAGCUUAGAGGGGUAUAUCUUACCACUCAUGGUUCAAGCGUUAACCGAUCCAGAGGAGUUCGUCGUGGAGAAGGUCAUGCGAGCUCUCUCUUCAAUGGCAGAGCUUGGGCUCUUUCAGCGCUCGAAGACCUGGGAGCUGGUCGAUAUUGUAGCGCGGCUUACGAUGCACCCUAAUCUCUGGAUCCGGGAAGCAGCUGCACAGUUCAUAUCUGCAGCCUCUAGGUACCUAUCCUUGGCUGAUACGCAUAGUAUUUUGGUCAAUUUGAUUCGGCCUUAUCUCAAGGUCGUACCAUCCGAUUUUUCGGAGCUGCGAAUCCUCGAAUCCUUGAAGAGUCCAUUGACAAGGUUACUCGUGGAGAUGGCCUCGAACUGGGCAUUGCAGGCACAGAAAGGACUGUUCUGGGCUCCUGCCAAACAGCAGCAGACUUUCACAUUUGGAUCCUCAGACGAUAGCUUACCAGCCAUAUCUGGCCGACAACUGGACCAUAAAGUACUGCAAAGAUUACCGAAGAACGAAGAAGAUGAUCUGUGGUUAAAGAAGCUUAGGAACGCAGGUAUGACACUAGAAGAUGACUUUAAGCUUGUGUCACUACGGGAAUUUAUCUGGAGAGUGAGUCACCGACGGCGCUCGGAUAGUCUGGCAUUACCGCCUGCAAAGUUCAAUAGCAUUGUAGCGUUGAAAGACCUUGGUGUCAAGGCACUUACCGUUCUAUUUGACGAGGAUGUACGCAAGACUGUGGAACAAGCACCGAAACCCGAUUCUCGGCAAGAUGGCUCUAUGCAACCUAGGACAAUUAGGGACGCGCUACUAGAUGCGUCAACAACCGAAGCUGAUGCACUGGCUGAUCGAAUGCCAACCGCUGAAACUCAAACCGGACGUUUGAUACGUGAGGAGAUGAGCACACGCCGCAUAUCGAUUCCAUCUCAUCCGAACUUAUCAUCCUCUCCCGGCGAUACGCGCUCCGCUCGAGAUUCACCGCCAUCUAUAUCUGAGACACAAAGGAAGUCUCUGCAAGCUGCGAGAAGCUCACCUACCGAUGACCCCAUGCAUGCUCUUCUUCAUCGUAGUAGUGUUUUAGGUCUACUCAGUAAAGGAGAGAAUAAAGCACUAGCUGAGAUUGGAACAACAUCUGCUAAUGCCUUUGGAAAGGUUGAUGGAGCUCAUGUGCGAGAUUCGUCUCGAUCCCGUCAGCCCAUCUCACCACUUGGCAUCGAUCGACCUCAGGGAAUUCCGCCGCGGAUCCGGUUUCGAAAUGCUCACAACUACACGGGCAAUGAUCCUGCAGUCUUGAAACUUCUUGAUUCGAUGCUUUUGGAGCGCUUCCCAUCUAGCGAAAUUGAAUUUGGCCCUCGCAUUCAGCCCCCCAUUCGGCGGCAGCCAAUCAGAUACAAAGACUCCCACCAAACGCCGGCAGGUAUUCCCUGGCGACCUGAAGGUACUUUGGUUGCGAGUUUUGGCGAACAUGCAGCUGCAGUGAAUCGGAUACUGGUGUCUCCGGAUCAGGGCUUCUUCAUCAGCGGCUCGGAUGAUGGCAGUGUAAAGGUCUGGGACACCUCACGACUCGAGCGUAACAUCACCCGACGGUCUCGACAAACCUACAGGCUCGGAGAAGACGUCAAAGUGACAAGCCUUGUGUUUGUGGAGCAAACUUACUCCUUCGUCGCAACUGGCAGUGACGGGAGUGUCCACGUAGUACGCGUAGAUUACUACCAUGGCCAGGACGGUAGCGCCAAGUUCGGACGACCUCGAUUGCUCCGAGAGUAUCAGCUACCUAAAGGUGAUUACGCGGUCUGGUCUGAACACUACAAUGAAGAUAAUGAGUCAGUUCUUUUGUUGGCUACCAAUACCUCCAAGGUGAUCGCACUGGAUUUAAGGAUUAUGGAAGUCCUUUUUACGUUGCAAAAUCCGCUAGAUCAUGGAACGCCAACUUGUUUCUGCGUAGAUAGGAAAGCACAUUGGCUGCUGUUGGGAACAUCACACGGUGUCCUUGACCUCUGGGAUCUUCGGUUUAAGCUACGUCUGAAGGCCUGGGUAUACCAUGGCGCUUCACCUAUACACCGACUUUACCAGGUAUUCCUACCCAAGGCGAAAAGGACUCGAUUGUACAUUACCGGGGGUAGUGGCCAGGGUGAGGUGACUGUGUGGGACUUUGAAAAGCAAAUUUGCAAAGAAGUGUAUCGCACAGGCGCCUGUAAAGACGUAGGGACAAAGAGUACUACGCUCAUUGAUCUCGAUGAAGAGAAGCCGGGUGGCAUGCUGGGCCGCUUUGCGACGAGUCUGGAACCUACGGCAAACUCUACGGCAGAUCGCGGCAUUCGCGCGCUUGCAGUGCACACACAGGCGAUUGACGACAAGGGCGAAUCGAAACAUACGUUCCUUCUCACAGCUGGUCCAGACUGGAAGAUCCGAUACUGGGACACAAACCGCGCGGAAUCAUCUAUGGUAGUCAGCGGGUUGGAAGCGGACGAAGCAAAGCCGCAGUACACUAGCUCUCAGCCGAGCCCAGACACCGUGGUCACAACAGAACGGCUUUCUCAACCCCAGAUCCAGGGCUCAAACGGGCGGGACAGUAAAAGCUCUACUUCAAGCAGGAAGACACCACAAAAAUCUCCCCGGUCGGGGCUGAUCUCUUUACAACAACAGAAUCUGCUCAAAAGCCACAUGGACAAUAUACUAGAUGUGGCGCUUAUUGAGCAGCCUUACGGGAUGGUGAUUUCGGCAGACCGGUCAGGCGUCAUCAAUUUGUUCAUGUAG
Cucurbitaria berberidis CBS 394.84 is the source of this 4662-nucleotide messenger RNA. Its product is annotated as ARM repeat-containing protein. Gene Ontology annotation, molecular function: ATP binding; protein serine/threonine kinase activity; protein binding. NCBI's taxonomy places the organism in Eukaryota, Fungi, Ascomycota, Dothideomycetes, Pleosporales, Cucurbitariaceae. The transcript is spliced from 3 exons. Gene Ontology annotation, cellular component: phosphatidylinositol 3-kinase complex, class III, type I; phosphatidylinositol 3-kinase complex, class III, type II; nucleus-vacuole junction. Gene Ontology annotation, biological process: autophagy of peroxisome; protein phosphorylation; macroautophagy. The record is from RefSeq and is a predicted model, not a curated record. Bases 1 to 4662 code for a protein of 1553 amino acids.